Molecule: messenger RNA, 2258 nt
Organism: Schizosaccharomyces japonicus yFS275
Lineage: Eukaryota; Fungi; Ascomycota; Schizosaccharomycetes; Schizosaccharomycetales; Schizosaccharomycetaceae
Product: U1 snRNP-associated protein Usp104
Exons: 1
Coding region: 51-2201 (716 amino acids)
Biological process (GO): RNA splicing; mRNA cis splicing, via spliceosome
Cellular component (GO): spliceosomal complex; nucleus; U1 snRNP
Source: RefSeq, a predicted model, not a curated record
CAAACUCUUUUCGGGAGCAAUAGCGCAAGACUACUCCACCAACGUCCAUCAUGUUUGUGCCGCCAUGGCAAUCAUCGGAAACAGAGGAUGUAAAGAUGGAAGAAGCCCGUUCGGGCGCCCAGGCUGAAGCUGAAACACCUAGUAAUGAGGGUUCGAACUGGCAACAAGUUAAGACAGAUGAUGGACGUGUUUAUUACUACAAUUCCCAGACACAGGAAAGUGUCUGGGAAAAGCCAGAAGAAUUGAUGGAUCCUCUAGAAAAAAAACUUUCUAAACUUUCUUGGAAGGAAUAUGUGACGGCCGAAGGACGAAAGUACUGGUACAACGUCGAUACAAAACAGUCUGUGUGGGAAAUUCCGGAUGAGUACAGAGCCCUGUUGGACGAACAACACGAAGCUCCACCUGAAAAAAGAUUACCGGUUAAUGCUGGUUCACGGGAAAAUCACGUCUCUGCAGCAACUUCAAAACUCUCCACCACUUCAACAACACCUGCAGUUGCUCGAGUAUCCACUCAAGCUGCUGCUGUACCUAAUGGACCGCGACUAGGUGCUACAUCUUCUCCAGCAAAAACAAAAACCACUGUUCCAAGAGGGGACGGUACUCAUCCAGCGACUACUGCACCAAGAGAAAAAAAGCCUAAACGUCAUGACUCCGGUAAGCAUGAGGAGUAUGACACGUAUGAGGCUGCAGAGAUGGCCUUCUUUCGGCUGCUCGAGCGAUCUCAUGUUUCUUCAGAUUGGACAUGGGAACGUGCUGUGCAAGAACUUUGCACAGAAAAUGAAUACUACGUAAUCAAAGAUCCGUGGGAGAGAAAGCGGGCCUUUCUCACCUUUAUUUCGAACUGCGUUGCUGACGAAACGGAACGGGAAAAUAAUCGUGUGGCUUCUCUGAGGAAACAAUUCUACGAUAUGCUUGAACAUGAUGCUCAGAUGAAGCCAUACACGUUGUGGCGCACAAUCAAAGCUACCAUGGCCAAUCAUCCCGCGUUCCUAGCUGCGAAGGAUGAUACUGAACGUCAAGUUUUAUUUUUCGAAUACAAAAAGCGUCUGCAAGACGCCGAGCUUCAGCUUAAAAAACACCAAGAAGAGGAAGCCCUUGCUGAAUUUACCCUCUUGCUCCGUCGAACGGUUACUGACCCAUACACAAAAUGGAAGGAUGCCCAAGAACUGUUCAAUACAAAUUCUCUCUUUAGAGACAACCCUAAACUGCAACAUCUUAACAAAUUAGAUGCCCUGUCUGCCUUUGAAACUCAUGUUAAACGUCUUGAACGUGCCUACAUUUCGGAAAAACAACGUGCCAAACAAGAGCGAUCUCGCAACGAACGUCGCAAUCGAGACGCGUUUAAAAAGCUUCUCUCCGAGCUCGUUACUCAACGUAAAAUUACUAUGAACAGCAAGUGGAAAGAGGUUUACCCACUCUUUAGCAAUGAUUCUCGUUACCAAAACAUGCUGGGUCAAUCUGGUUCCACUCCGUUGGACUUUUUUUGGGAUACCAUUGUCUCACUUGAAGAAACAUACCAUACUCACAAAAACGACGUACAGGAUGCCUUAGAUGAACUUCACAUUGCUGUUUCUGAAACCAUGGAUAUUGCUUCUACCGUCGACCGGGUGUUGCGGAACACAAAAAUUGAAAAAGUAAGUGCUCUUUCGCCAGAAACAUUGGAGGAUAUUAUUACUCUUUUGCGAAAAAAGGCUAUUUUACGGAAGGCCGAUGAAAAACGAAACGAUGAGCGUCGACUUCGUCGUAAAAUUGACAAUCUACGCAGUGCCAUCAAAUACAUUGAGCCACCGAUUCCUUUGGAUGCCACUUAUGCACAGGUGCGCUCCAAAUUAGCGUCGUUGCCUGAGUUUACUGCACUUUCUUCCGAAGAACACCGGAUAGCAGCUUUUGAAAAGUACAUUCGCCGGAUGCGUGAACGUUACGAGGCUUCGGAGAAGCCAUCACGCUCAAGGCGUGCGUACUAUGGUGAUGAGUGGGAUGCUAAUGGUCCUAUGUAUGUAGAUCGUGAUUAUGGUCGCCGUGAAGGCACCCGCUCCCGUCCUUCAGAUUUCGAGUAUGAAGGUAGCCUCGCGAAACGUUCUCGCCUGAGAGUCUCUGCUUCUCCAGCGUCUCCUGCUGCACCGUUGGUCUCUUCUGCGUCUGCCGGCCCUCCUGUUCCGGCGGAAGACGCAGAAUCGAGCGAAGAAGGAGAGAUUCGUUAAGAAAAUGAUGAUUUCUUUACUUGAUGAUAAUGAAUAGAUUGUUUUUUCCGUCUCAUA